CCUUACGAUUAAACGGUAACACUGACGGCAGAACUAAACCUGGAAAAAAGUAUUGUUUUAGGGAAAAUCAUGGCUAAUUGUAGCUAGAACGCGUUUUGGAAAUUUGGCCAAUACAUUUUUAGGGCCACCAAAAAAACGGCAGUUAGGCAAUAUUCGAGGACAGAUGAAAAUUGACGCGUGUUAAAUGCAAACAAGAAAAUUCCAACACAGACCUUGAGUGGCUCUCUCACACACACAAGGCGCGAACACCCCUCCGCACCUGCGUCACACACAUACAACACAUUCACACCGAUAUAGGGGAGCAAAAGAGAUAGAAGAUCGAAACGUUCCCUGUUUUUUUUUUGGUUGUUUUUUUUAAAACAGGAAGUGGUCUUUAGGGGAUCCUUUUGCUAAAUUUUGCAGCUGGCAUUAUGGUGAAUGUACCUCCGCCGCUGCUCUGCAGCACACCGCCGCCCAUCGAUUUCGGUGAGGAAGACGACGAUUCCGGUUUGCAAUCCACAAUUCACUUGGAUGAAGGUGACGAAUACUCUAAUUUUGGCUUAGUCAGCAGCUCGAAAGAACCCACUACACCACCAGAUCCCGUUGAGGAAUUUCGAGAAAAGCCACCGGAUUUGUUGGAAAAUAAACAAACCGCCGAGGCAUUCAAUUACCAAGUCAAACAGACAAUGGAUUACGAUGUUUUCGGAGUAACAGCACCGCCCACGCCGCCUCCCUUGAGCUUGGAGCUGGAAGAAGAGGAACUGGAAGAGCAGGUACCCUCCUUGAAGCUAGACAGUCUCAGUCUCUACUCCACGGAAAGCGUGUCUGCCGCCUCCACACUUUCACCCGUUGCGGAAACGGAUAUAGUUGCUCCGCCCGUGAUGCACACAACCAAAGCCAAUACCCUCAGCCAUCAGGUCACGCUGGAGGAUGUUUCCGAUGACAGCGACGAGGAGUGCUCGCCAAAAAAACCCAAAGAACUAUAUAUACGCGAAGGAGCCGUGGAUUUUUUUGCCAUCGAGGUUCUGUCAACACCUACUUUACCAAAUGGCGAUGGUUUUCCGGAGGGGGACAAGGAACCGGGAAAGGGAAUAAACAUAAAGAAUAGCUUUACUGGCUUGGAAAGCCUGGAUAAGAGUUCAAAUAACUUGGCGACACCGUUGGAAACCCAAGAAAAAAGCUUAUCAGACCCUCAGAAUCUAGAAGAAACAUCUAGCCAGUGGGGUAAAGCAGCGGAAAGUGAUACAUUUCAAUUUGCAAACUUUGAAGAGCCGCCAGACGACUUACAUUACAAAGAAUCGAUCCCAGAAAGUCAGGAUAUCGAAGAGGAUGAUGACUUUGGUGACUUUGCGGAUUUCUCAGUGGCUGAAAGAUACCAAAAAACUCCAUCGACAGCUUCUACGUCUGUCUUUGAAACACCUUCCUUAAAAGUCAUUUCGACAACGGAUACGGAACCUUCAAAGGCUGAGACAACUGCUCCUUCUUUAAAAGCUUCUUUUACAUUACCUCCUCCAGAGCCAGCAGACGAUGGUUUCGAUGAUUUUCAAGAGUUCGCCACUCCAACAAAUGGAAGUCCUGGUCAAAGCGAAAACGAUGAUGACGACGAUUUUGGUGACUUCUCAGAGCCCGUUGCGGCAGUUAUUUCUGUACCUCCACCACCACCACCAGCGGCACCUCACCUGAGCAUCGAUGAAAGGGUGAAGCCAGUCCUGGAGCUGAUGUUCCCGAAAUCAAAGGAGCUGGAAAGCAUCAGUAUGGCUAAUCGCAAGCCUUUGGCGCAGUGUCAGCGAUUUAAUUUUGGUGCCAUCGAGCAUGCCCAAGCUCUGGAUUAUCAAUGGAGCAGUUCGGAGAUGAGGCAUGCCCUCGUUCGAUCGCUGGGCAUCGAUUCAAGAAAUAUACUCUUCGGCGACAAGUGGAACUCAUCGAUGCCGCGAUUUGCCGCCAACCUGAGCUUCGAUCCCUUGAAGCCGAUGAAACCAUUAUCGAGCGGAACUACUACAAGCACAUUAGAUCCAAUUGUCAAUUCCAGCAGCUAUCAGGAAUCACAUGUACAGACAUUACAAUUGGAACAACUAGACCAACUAUCGGUGGUGGCUAAUGCUGAUAAAAUAAAUCUUGUUACCUCUAACUCCCACACCAAUAAUAACAACAUCGAUAAUGGUGAAAACGACGUUGCUGCUAACAUCAAUCAACUGGAUGAUAAACCACAACCACCUGUAAUGGAUUUGAUGACCUAUAACAAUCACAAUUUGACAAUCGAUUUGCACCACUCUCCACCAAUCCACUCCACCACACAUUUUGCCACCAUCUGCAACAACAACAACAACAAUAAUAAUAAUAAUAUCGAUAAUAACAAUCUUAACAACAAUCAUGCAACAACAACAAUGACAAUAACAAUUAACACAAAUCUCACUGCUCACGACGCCUUGCUGGAUUUUAGAAUGGAAAACGCCCCCGCAGCAGCGACGAGCCAAGCUGAAACGCGGAUUGGCCCGCCUCAUGGGGAAGGGUCCACCGGCUCCGGUUCUGGUUCCGCCAGCAAUUCCGACGGUGAAGACCGACGAAACCAAAGCUAUCAGCCAACUUCAGUCACCAGCGCCGAAUCGAACCAUAUUGAAUCCGCAACAGCGCCAUCAACAACAGUUGUUGCUCCAACAGCAGCGACGCUAUCGACUGCUUUAUCAGCAGACAGCCCUGCCCACAAACUCAACAGCGGUGAGCAGUUGCAUCAGCAGCGUACGGAGCCGGAGCAGUUUGAUUUGAGGACCACUCCAACGCCAGCACCGCCAGCUCAGGAGGAGAUCGUCGGCAGCUCGAUGGCCAGCUAUUCGGUGCCAUUGAAGGAGACCCACAUCUAUACACCCUCCAAAUCGGAUACGGCGGUGGCCAAGACCACAACGCUGGCACCCAUUGAUUUCGACUACGAGAUGGCGGCAACGGGCAUAAUCAUUGAUGAAACGGUGGUCAAGAAGGAGUAUCGCGAUGUGGAGUACAAACCACCAUUUGGUCUCGAUUCCCCCAGCAAAGUGAGUGGCAAUGGAGCUGGUAGCAGUUUCGAGUUGCCACCCCAGGCAGAAGACGAUGACUUUAGUGACUUUCAAUCGAUGCCGGCGACCCGGUCGAGAAUCGAUACACCUACUUUUGGCGAACAGAUGAUCCUCAGUCCGGCUAUUCUGCUGCCUCAAGCCAUUCCGUUGGCCAAGAAGCCAACUGCCUCCAUAGAAUGGGGCGACAAUGCUUUGUCUAGCAUAAAUGCCGAGGAAAUGGCCAGGAUAGAGGAAUUGUUCUCCUCUCAGGCCAAACCACUCACAAUUAGCGCUUCGGUGGCCAAAAAACCAACUCCUCCCGCACCAGUUCAAUCUCAGCCGCCUCAAGAGGAUGAUGAAUGGUCAGACUUUGUCUCUGUUCCGGUUAACCAACAACAGCAGCAUCAUCAGCAGGCACAGCAGCAACACUCUAUCGCUAACAACAAUAAUAAUGUUAAUAGCAAUCUAAGGAAACCACCUGCAGCUCCGAAAGAAGAUGAUUGGUCUGAUUUUGUGAGCAGUACACCACCCGCUCGACCGGCUCCACAAUUCAAUUCGGGUGCCUGGCAGAGUGCUAAUUUCUACAACAAUCCCUUGAGUUUGUACCAAGCGCAGCAGCAACAGCAACAUCCCCACAGCAAUCUGGUACCUAGCAGCAGCAGUAGCAACAACAACAAUGUGCCAGCCAUUCCACAGCAAAUACACAUUAUGCAUGACUUUUCGACAGCGCCCGUUUCUGGAGGAUUGGGUGUGGGUGCCACCUACCAGCAGCAGCAUCAACGUCAGCAAUUCCAAAUCGGCAAUGCCAAGGUAGCGCCGCGCAUCUCUCUAAUUCCCGAUCUCAGCUUUGUGGCACCAGCAUUGCCCACUAAUGCUGGUGCUUUCAUGGGUGCGCUUCCGAAACCGAGUUUCGGUGGCAAGAAAUGACACAAGAAGCUUAGGGUAGCAGGUGGCAGGGUCCUGCAGCAGCACCGUCAGAAUGUGGGCGGGCCAUGUCCACUGGGAGGCGUCGAGUCCACCAUUCUCACGUAGGCAAAAAGAGAAGAGGGGCGUGCCAGUCAGUAUUAUGAAUCCGUCUGAUAUUUACCAUAAACCGAACCGUCACACAUGUAGUUUGAUGCAAGCUGUGUUCCAUGUUGUUGUCGUUAUUGUUGACGUUAUCGUUGGCAUAAUUGUUGUUGUUGUUGUGCGUGCAUGUUGUUGUUAGUCAUAGAUCAGGAUUAAAAAAAUAAUAAGAAACAAAAAUAGAAAAAAAGUUUGUGCAAUAUUUCGAUUCCAAAUUUAUGUUGUACUUAAUUUUGACAAAAACAAAAGUCUUAAAUUUAUCGAAAAUUUUAAUUUUUAAAGAGAUGGCGGAAUAUAAAUUGAAAAGAUUUUAAGCUUUGACUUAGGACUACUUGAAAACCCAGUGAAAUUCUCGAAACUAUAUAGGAUAUUCCUGAAACCUUUCGAGAUUUUAAAAUUUAAGCUUAUGCAUCUUCAGGCAUGCAAUACUAAACUUCGGUCAUAUCAAUAUACCAUCAUAAGAUUAAUCUUAGAUGACCAAAAACAAAAGAUUAGAAAAAAUACGGAUUUCAGGAAUAUCAUAAAUAAUUUCUUAAAAUAUUACGUAUCCGCUCUAUCUAUGUAGUUACAUGAUAAUUUUAGCUUUACUAAAUCCAAAAUCUGCACCCAGCGUCGUCUAGAAAUGUUAGAAUACUCCACCAAUCUAAGGACUAUCAUCAGUUGAUCUACAGUAAAGCCUACGAAUGCAUUCCACAGACAGACUUCCCUUUUUGUAACUCCCUUGAAAGCAAAUACUCCAAAGCGAUUGCGGGCCACCACACAUUGAUGAAAACCCAACCCGCCUGAUGCGAAUUUUUCUAUAUUGUGUACUUAAACCAACAAGAAGAACCGAACUAACCAAGCAAACAAAUAGUUAACGCUGUAAAUGUAAUAGGAUUUGUUAGUUGAUAGAGAAAAACUCCCGUGCAUUCCAAGUGUAAAUGAAUGUGUGUGUGUCUGGUUGCCAUGAUGAUCUCCAGAAAAAUCGCUGGAAAACGAAACCCAAUCCGCUCCAGUUCUUGAUUAUUGUUUUUCGUGUUAAUUUGUUUUCAUUUAUUUAUUUUUACUCUGUAUGUUACGCACUUUAAGUUUGAAUGUGUUUCAGUGUGUGUUUUGCGUGUGUGUGACUGAAAAUUAUAAACAAUUAUUAACUAAAACUAAGUGUUUAAUGUAAUCAUAUGUUUUAUAGACUUAAAUGUAAAUUACAAAUAGAUUUUUAUUUGUUUUUUAUUUUAUUUUGCCAAGUCAAUGAAUGGAAGGUAAAAACAAAAAUAUGAUUAUAGAUGGUUGCUGCUUGAUUUAAAUAAAUGAAUUAACUAUGUACUAGAACGUAUUAAAAUAUAUAUUUAACAUAUUGUAAAAUUAAAGAUAUGCGCAGAUUAAAAUAAACCUAUUUAAAAAACAAAA
Molecule: messenger RNA, 5456 nt
Organism: Drosophila eugracilis
Lineage: Eukaryota; Metazoa; Arthropoda; Insecta; Diptera; Drosophilidae
Gene: Afti
Biological process (GO): intracellular transport
Cellular component (GO): trans-Golgi network membrane; AP-1 adaptor complex
Molecular function (GO): clathrin binding
Source: RefSeq, a predicted model, not a curated record